AUGGCGCCUGUCACCAACGGUCAAUUCUCCUUCAAUGUCGACACAUUCUAUGUUGCCACGUCGGGAGGACAGAUCCACCGCCGUGCCGCACCAGCUGAGAUAAAAAGCCCUUUACGAUACCUCGACUACAGACAAGAGUACACCAGACCACCCAGGCCAUUGCCUACAGAUCGAAAAGAUCUGAAGAAGGAAUGGAAGAAGCAAGAUUCGGAAGAACAACCUCAGGCCAAUACCAAGACCACAACGACGAAGACUGUCACCACCAAGACUGUCACAGUUUCUAAGACUGUUGCGUCCAAAACCACAGAGAGCAAGACCACUGCAUCCAAAACCGCGGCCAAACCUGCUGCUCCAUCCAAGAAAGAUACCGCGCCCAAUACCGUCGCCUCCAAAGCCACUGCUGCUAAAACUGCAGCGGCCAAGCCUGCGGCCAAACCUACCACGACCAAGGCUGCUCCUAAAGCCGCGGCCAAACCUGCUACGGUUAAGGCGGCUGCUAAAACUGCUGCUGCCAAGCCUGCUACACAUAAGGCAGCUCCCAAGAAGGCCACGGCACCCAAGACCGCUACCGCCAAAGCCACGCCAGCCAAGAGUGCUACGCCUCAAACUGCCCCAGCCAAGAGAAAGAGGGCCUCGAAUGACGAGGAAACACCCAAUCAAGUACAGACCGCCAAACGCCGCGUGUAUGGCAAAAAGGCACAAGGUAACACGGAUGUGCCCACAAAUAGCCACUCCGAGCCGAGCGGAUGGUCUGAGCAGCCUGAGUAUCAGGACGCGCCUCCAUCGUACGAAUUUGCCUGCAGAAUGGACGGAGAACAUCCUUACGAUGCUUUAGACGACCAAAUGGACAUUGACUAUGAGAUCGAGUCUGAAGCAUACUCAGACCCACCAUCUCCACCCCGAACCCUGAAAAAUACCCUGGGUCUACUCAAUGGGACGUACCAAGUUCGUUCCUCGCAUAUCGAACACAGCUGGCCGCACGCUAUGCCGCCUGAAGGGAUCGCGCUGUCUCUCCGCCUUAACGGAAACGAGAUUUGGGGGGCAUAUGAGUUCGGGGCGUUUGAGGGUGUACUGUGGAUGCCGGAACGACCUAUGAGGGCCUCCUUUGACAGAGUUCCGUUUAAGUGGCGUGGACGGGAGACCGGUGAGGGUGAAAUGAGCUUUGAAGAUGACCAGGAAGGUUGGAUUGAGUUUUUGGGCGAUGGUGAUAUUGUUGGAAUGAUCAACUGCUGUGGAGAGCUCCAUUUCCGAGGGCAACGGAUCGACAGUUUUGUCCGGACAGCCAGUGAUCUGCGUGACGAAUGGGAGGGAUACAAUGAAGAGCAAUAUGAACAAGAGAGGAGGGGCCGGUGGGAUGGUGUAUUUGAUACCUACAAUGAAGAGGAAUAUGGACGAGGACGAGAGAGCAGGGCCCGGUUGGAGCAGGUGGUGAAUAGUGAAUGCUAG
Messenger RNA from Penicillium mononematosum, 1446 nucleotides. RefSeq lists its product as uncharacterized. The transcript has 5 exons. Lineage: Eukaryota; Fungi; Ascomycota; Eurotiomycetes; Eurotiales; Aspergillaceae. The record is from RefSeq and is a predicted model, not a curated record. Bases 1 to 1446 code for a protein of 481 amino acids.